AUGCCAACGAAGAUAUUCAGCGACAACGCCACCAAUUUCGUCGGCGCCGACCGCAAGCUGCGCGAAUUGAAGGAGGCGUUCCUAGCAAUGGGUCCAGACCUGAAGAGAUUCGCAGCAGACGAAGGGUGCAGCUUCAUCUUUAUACCACCGCGGGCGCCGCACUUCGGCGGGUUAUGGGAAGCCGCGGUGAAGUCCGCCAAGCAUCACGUCGUUCGCGUAAUCGGCAACGCGAUGCUGACCGCAGAGGAACUGUCAACUCAACUGGCAGAAGUGGAGGCCAUCCUCAAUUCUCGGCCCCUAACACCGCUGAGCUAG
Bactrocera tryoni is the source of this 315-nucleotide messenger RNA. RefSeq lists its product as uncharacterized. Gene Ontology annotation, molecular function: nucleic acid binding. Gene Ontology annotation, biological process: DNA integration. NCBI's taxonomy places the organism in Eukaryota, Metazoa, Arthropoda, Insecta, Diptera, Tephritidae. The coding region runs from base 1 to 315 and encodes 104 amino acids. The record is from RefSeq and is a predicted model, not a curated record. The transcript has a single exon.